This is a messenger RNA of Mya arenaria, 4196 nucleotides long. RefSeq names its product E3 ubiquitin-protein ligase HECTD3-like. The record is from RefSeq and is a predicted model, not a curated record. The transcript is spliced from 16 exons. Gene Ontology annotation, molecular function: ubiquitin-protein transferase activity. NCBI's taxonomy places the organism in Eukaryota, Metazoa, Mollusca, Bivalvia, Myida, Myidae. The coding region runs from base 114 to 2609 and encodes 831 amino acids.
AUGGCGACUGAAAGUGAAAAUUAUUCUUGGAGAUGACAAAUUUUCCUACUACUAUAUUCGUUUUAAUAUAUGUCACCUUUUAAAACAUAUCGAGUGUGUUUCACAGAAACAACAUGAACGUCAGUCAACAUAGGAAGCGUUUGGCUUUCCUACGCUGCUUACAAGAAUGUAUAAAUUGUUUCAAAGAUCGAAAGAAACUUCCGGAAUGUUUAUGUUACGUUCCGUCGGAAGUCAUUUACAAAUGCACUAGUCUUUGUUUUCUUCAAGUUUAUAGCGAACCGUCAGUAGACAGUAUAAGGAUCCGCGAUUUGAAGGGUAGUACAGAUUCUAUCGUCACUGUCACGGGAGAAGAGAUGUGCAACUCCGGAGGAAAGUGGCUGAAAGUUGUAAAGUUCAAGGCCAAUCCUUCUGCUGAGGAUAUAGUAUUUGACACAGAUGCCUGGAUCCUCUUGUUCAGCUGCAAGACCCCUGCUGAAGAUUUACUCACUUUAAAGGAACAGCCUCCGUCCCCACCGCGUAAUGCACCACCAAAGGUUGCUGUUAACAAGUGGUCAGAGGUUGUGAUUCACCAUUUCUCGCUGGAUCUACGCAAGAAAAAUGUUCAUGUUGUACCUCCUGAUAUCACUGCUGUUGUAAAACUACAAACAUUACCCUCAAACUGGACUAUAGACCAUGAUGAAGCUUUAGUUAGGCUAAUGUCAAAACAUCUCUCUCCAGAAAAUGAACAAUUAGGCAGUAUAAAAACCUAUGUGGAUGCCAUUGAAGUGUCCUCAUAUGUGGAGGACUACGGAGCGUCCUGUCUGACAGAUGGUGACCCCGACACAUACUGGGAGAGUGAUGGCUCACAGGGUAGACACUGGAUCAAGCUCAAAAUGAAGAAAGGAACCAUUGUCAAGAAGCUUCAGAUAGGAGUGCACUCCGAUGAUGACAACUACCUGCCAUCUAAGAUCACAGUAAAGGGUGGAGCGGAGUGGCACAGCAGGAAGGUCCUCAACACCAUCAAUAUUGACUGGGAUUCCAAUGAGGCCGGGAUGAUCACAGUUUUGGAGAACAUGACUGAACACUACCUCUGGAUCACAAUCAAGAUAGAGGACUGCAAAUGUACUGGAGGAAUCGACACAAGAAUACGGGAGUUGAAACUGGUGUCUACAGAAGAACGUACUCUCGGGUUUGACCUAGAUUUCUUCAAGGCGGAGAACCUGAUACGGUAUCCGAUCCUGGAGACGUACAAGCCGGAGGAGUUGUACCAGCGUUCUCAGGUGCUACAGAGGUUUAUAGAGAUUAUAGACAGUGUUCUGUACUACAUUGUACCUGCUUGGGAAUACUCAAUAGGUUCUUACAGCUCUCUAGAGUAUGUACGUCAGCUAUUGCCUUUAUCCAAACGGAGAUUAACCUUAAUAGAAACAUGUUUAAAGGAAUCAGCAUUGAAAUGGCCAAACAUGCCCAAGUUGUUCAUUAAUCGCCGUUUAGCCAUGGAACACAGAUGUGACCCCACAGCAGAUCCAGAGUGCAAGAAUUCUGUAUUUAUGCAGAUUUACGAGGGCCUAAAACCCCGUGACAGAACGUCAAAACCUUUGAACUACAGGUGGUCAAGUCGUUAUGACCAAUGGUGGGAGUGCAAGUUUAUCUCAGAAGGGGUGAUAGACCAGGGAGGGGGAUUUCGGGACAGCAUGUCUGACCUCGCGGCGGAGCUGUGUCCCUCUGCUUCCGACUGCCCUGUACCCCUGCCAUUCUUUAUACGCUCACCAAACCAGUUUAGUGAAGACUCGAACAUCAAUCGAGAUGUGUAUGUGCCAAACCCCCAGUGUCGAGACUUCCCCCGCUAUGACUGGAUUGGUCAACUUAUGGGGGCGUGUCUUCGAGGAAAGGAAAACCUGGUGCUCUCCCUUCCCCCUUUCUUCUGGAAAAAAAUGGUCUGCGAGAGAGUGACAUGGGAAAGGGAUUUCUUCACCGUUGAUGCAGCUACGGUGAAGAUGAUAGACACAUUGGAGACAAUGGAAUCAUCCGAGUUUUCCACAGUGAGUCGGAACUGGUCAUGCACACUCAGUGACGGCUCUGUGGUGCACGUGAAGUUGGACGGGGAGGGGAAUGCAGUACCAUUGAAGUAUGAUGAUAGGGAUCGAUACUGUCGGGAGGUGCGACGUAUACGCAUGACAGAGUCAGAUGAACAGCUAAAUGCCAUCCAGACAGGCCUAUUGAAGACCAUCCCCCAGGCUGUGUUAGACCUCCUUACCUGGCAGGAGCUGGAACAGAGGAUCAGUGGAGACCCAGAAAUCACCAUAGAUGCUCUAAGACUGUCAACACACUAUGAUGAUGUGGAAGAAAAGGACACAAGGGUUCGGUACAUGUGGGAGGCAUUGAAAAACUUUUCAAACGAGGAUCGUAGUCGAUUCCUUCGCUUCAUCACUGGCCGUAGACGACUGCCUGCAUCUGUACAUAUAUCUUCCAGUAGAGAUAACGCAAUAGAUUGCCUGCCGGAGUCAAGCACCUGUGGUAAUGCACUCUACCUGCCGAAUUACACAAGUGCCAAGAUAGCUGAGGAGAAGAUUAGAUAUGCCACCUACAACUGCAUGGACAUUGACACUGACAUGAAUCUAUGGGAGGAUUGAGUCUGAAUACUGAGUGACCGGUGCUUGAUGACCGCUCUGUGAUCAUUGAUUGCCCAUUAAGGAACAUGCGAUUACUAUCUGCUGAGUAACACAUCCUGAAUCACUACUAUUGCCACUCAGUGACCAAUGGUUGCCAACUGAGGAACGUGCACUAGACGGGUGCUGAACUUUCAUUAAAUGGCCUAUAUGGAUUAUCAAUUGCCAUGGUGAUUAAACAUUCAAUGGCCAUUUAGCGACCUCUACAGGCCACUGUGACACAUAUAUUAAAAUAAAUAUCCACAAGGUGAUGUAUAUUGAACAGUGAGUUACAUUUGAGUGGCCCGUCCUGUUCAUUCUUACUACUUCAAUUGUGGCUUGUGAUUGUAGAUCAUCAAAAGCUGAUUGACCACUUUGCAGUGGAAUAUUGCAUAUUGAUUAUUGAACACUUGUGUUAAUUGAAAUAUGAGUAGCCAGUACUGAUUAAUAAGCGAAGGUACUAACCAUGUGUUGUAUGUUAUUAUUACAUUGUGUUUAUUAUCUGAAUCAGUCUAUUCAUUAAUUGAACAGUACUCAUUAUUUAGUGCCUGGCACUGAUCUUUAGUUGCGGAUACAGGGGAUCAUUUCAGCAAGUCUGUAAUUCAAAAUCGUUUUUAGGAAUCUUAAUGAAAUUGCUCCCAGAUUUUUAAAUUACCAGUUCUGAUUGGUACAUGGUUAAUACUGAUAUUCAGGUUGAUGGUGCUUAUUGACUGGUACUAAUGAUAGUGAACUAAAAUGGAGCACUUAAAUGCUCUUAAUUUCUUGAUAAGAAGUUGUGUUUAUAUGCAAUUCCAUGUCAACAGUGUUAAAAGGUAUGACAAGAAAUACCAUGGUUUAUGUUGUGCAGUUGGUAGUUGUACAACUGGCAUGCACUCCACAGGUUAAAUGUUUCCCAGGUUUGUUCAAAUUUAAAUUUUACAUAGCAGGUCUUGAAGAAAUUGCUGAAGCCAAGCUCAAAAUCAGGGCUUGUGUAUUUAAACGUUCAUGGCCUGCCAUACAUGUAUUUAAUGGACAUGGGCUGAAGAUAAUUGUUAAGAUUAUGUCAUAGAUGGUCAAACAAUAUAUAUACAGCAAAGAUAUUCAACCCUGGUUUUCACUGUUAACAUUAAUCAACAGAGGUUCAAUGGAACAUUUUGUUUAUCAACAAACUCUUACUUUUCAUCAAUUUGUAUUGUAUUAUUAUUAUUCACACUAAUUUUCAAAGAAAUUUAAUUUUAUCUGAAGUUAACAUUAUUUAAUCAGAAAAAAUAAACCUUCCAUGUGGUGAAGCUGUAUGGCUAAGAUAAAAAAUAAUUUUAAGUAAGCUAUUACACUUUUACAUGUAUAUGAAUGUUAGUAUCUGUCAUGCAUGUACAUUUUAACAUGUAACUGAUACUAGUCCUAUCUUCAUAGUCAUGCAGUGUUAGUGCAUGGUAAAAUCAUGUUGUUCAUGUAUGUGCAUUGUUUUUAAGUGCUUACAUUAGUGAAUGUCUGACCAUGUAUUUUAAGAAUUUGUUUUUCAAAUCUAACACUUCUUAUUGAUGUAAUAACUGUGAUAUGGACGUAGACAUUCAAUAAAUUUUGUUACAUUAA